Messenger RNA from Lolium rigidum, 1474 nucleotides. RefSeq names its product zinc finger CCCH domain-containing protein 56. Lineage: Eukaryota; Viridiplantae; Streptophyta; Magnoliopsida; Poales; Poaceae. The record is from RefSeq and is a predicted model, not a curated record. The coding region runs from base 130 to 1239 and encodes 369 amino acids. The transcript has 2 exons. Gene Ontology annotation, molecular function: metal ion binding; mRNA binding.
UGGAAAAAAAAAUCCCCAAUAGUAGUUGUAGAACUACUAGGGUUCGUGUAGCUAGGGCUGUAACCAAAUUCCCCAAUUCAUCGAGGUUCGUGGUUGCCCCAUCAUCGGCCAAGAUCCGGCCGAGCCGCCAUGGACUACACCAACGCCAUCCAUAUCAUCCCGGACGCCACCGGCCCCGAGGCCUGGGCCAACUCAGCGGCGCCCCCGGCCGGGGACUCCGGGAUUUGGGCCACCGAGGACGACUACAACAGCCAGUGGAACGGCGACCCGGGGCUUGGCGGGGGCGGCUAUGGCGGCGACAGGAACUCCUCGCAGCCGCAGUCGAGGGCCGGCAGCGAGCAGCCGCCGCCGGGCAAGAAGCCCCGGGGCGGCGGCGGGCCGUCGGGCGGCGCCGGCGACGCGGGGAGCACGAGCAAGUCGCGCGCCAUCGGGAAGAUGUUCUUCAAGACCAAGCUCUGCUGCAAGUUCCGGGCGGGGACGUGCCCGUACAUCACCAACUGCAACUUCGCCCAUGGGAUGGAGGAGCUGCGCAAGCCGCCCCCCAACUGGCAGGAGAUCGUGGCGGCGCACGAGGAGGCGUCGGAGCAGAGGGAGGAGCACCAGAUCCCCAUCAUGACGUCCUCCGCCGUGGUGCCUGGUGACACCGCGUCCGGUAGGGCCUACAAGGGCCGGCACUGCAAGAAGUUCUACACCGAGGAAGGGUGCCCCUAUGGAGACGCGUGCACCUUCUUGCACGACGAGCAGUCCAAGGCGCGCGAGAGCGUGGCGAUCAGCCUGUCACCGUCGGUUGGCGGGGGCAGCUACAACUCUGCUGCUGCUACCGCUGCCUCUCCCAAUGGGCCUGGACCUACAAUUCUGAAGCCGUCGAAUUGGAAGACGAGGAUCUGUAACAAGUGGGAGAUGACUGGCUACUGCCCAUUUGGUAGCAAGUGCCACUUUGCUCAUGGAGCUGCUGAACUCCACAAGUACGGUGGGGGGCUUGUCGACAUUGACGGCAGAGACAUUGCGUUAACUCCGGACUCGAAGCAGGCUGCAGGAUCUGCAAAAACUCCGGCAGAAACUACUGCCGCAUCCACUGCGGCACCCCCUCAUGCAGACGUGUACCAUUUAGGAAACCAGUCGCAGCGUUCCACCUUGGCCAGCCAAAGGUCUGGGCAGCUACAGCGGCCUAUCCAGAAAUGGAAAGGCCCCGACAAGAUUAGCAGGAUCUAUGGUGACUGGAUAGACGAAACUGACUAGCAAGAGGAUCGCUGCGUCGUCGUCUUUAGCCAGUUUAGAAGUUUCUAGUGGGCAUUGCAAAAACCUGGUGCCAGAAGAGGUUGUGUGUUGUUAGACAAAAGUUGUGUUGCCGUGACUUGUAUCGUCUCUGUUGUAUGAAUGAUUGCAGUGAACUCGCCAUUGGGAGAGCUGUAUGGAUGGAGAGAGCUCUGGCAUUCUAGAUAUCUGGAAGUCUGAAGUGUGUGUUUCGUUCUUA